AUGGAAUCCUUCAUUUACCCCUCUUACCAAGAUGUUACCAGUUUGGACCACCUACCAGAACCGGAACCAGUGAGCCCUUCCUACCUCUCCUGGACCAUCCCUCUCUCCUUCAACUUCACUUUCCCUGAGCUGGAACUUCCUUCCCAAUGUCGAGAUAAUUCCACUUGCCCCACGAAUAUUUUCACUGUUCCAGCAAUGGAGACAUUCACUGGAUCUGACACUUCCUCUUCGGAAGUUCUGACUCAUCUUCCAGCGAAUCCUGCUGUGGAUAUGUCUAUCCUACCUCCUCUCAAGAGUUCACACAGAUCUCCCUGUCCUUCUCCGAGUACUUCACCUGCUAGCUCACCGACUUCAACAAACCUGUCCGACCAGGCAAUCACUGCACAGUCCCUGUACGAUGAACAGCAGUUCGACGAGCUUAAGUCUUACCUCUCCGUCAGCUACUUCCCUUCCUCAGACCAUCCUCACCUCCAGAAACUCUACUACAAUUCUCUUUACGAGCUCUAUAAGAUCUCUUCCGGCAAACGACACCUGAUUCCCACUACUAAAUAUCGAUUGAGAAAAUCAAACCCUCUUCCCUCUACAAUUUCGUCCGUGAAGUUCCAGAGCAACAACCACUUUGACGACAAUGUCAAAUCCCUACUUCUUUCUGUUUUCAAGAAAGAGAGAACUCCCUCCCAGGAAACUAUUCAGAUGCUGAGCGAGAACACUGGUCUGACUGAGAGACAGAUCAGAAACUUCUUCAAGAACAAAAGAUGCAGAGCUUAA
Molecule: messenger RNA, 768 nt
Organism: Bolinopsis microptera
Lineage: Eukaryota; Metazoa; Ctenophora; Tentaculata; Lobata; Bolinopsidae
Product: homeobox protein ceh-34-like
Exons: 1
Coding region: 1-768 (255 amino acids)
Biological process (GO): regulation of transcription by RNA polymerase II
Cellular component (GO): nucleus; transcription regulator complex
Molecular function (GO): DNA-binding transcription factor activity, RNA polymerase II-specific; RNA polymerase II cis-regulatory region sequence-specific DNA binding
Source: RefSeq, a predicted model, not a curated record